Messenger RNA from Exophiala aquamarina CBS 119918, 192 nucleotides. RefSeq lists its product as uncharacterized. NCBI's taxonomy places the organism in Eukaryota, Fungi, Ascomycota, Eurotiomycetes, Chaetothyriales, Herpotrichiellaceae. The record is from RefSeq and is a predicted model, not a curated record. The transcript has a single exon. Bases 1 to 192 code for a protein of 63 amino acids.
AUGUUCGUCCAUGCAUGGUCGGCUCAAGACGUCCUGGACUCGGAGCUGGUCUGCACAGGCCCUCUGGGCAUCUGGGGCUCUUACGUGGCCACCGGUUUCUGCGUUGUGAUUGCAUUGACGCGCAGCUUCUCCGCUUUCGUGCCGGCUCAGAUCAACUUCGAAAUGCCCGCCAAUAAAACAGGACUCAUUUGA